CGCGCAGUUAUGACGUGUCAUUCGCGAUACCAAGCAUGGCGACCUUCUUCUAACUGGAGCAUGCAUCGGAGCAAUGUUGUUGACAAUAUUGUUUAUUUCCUCUUUGACACCUGAUAUCUUAGCAAGGUACGUUGCCACGGGAAUUUAAAAUAUGCUUCAUUUUACCACGAUUUAGGCGAGACCAAAGCCAUAUAUUGAUCCCUUCUCCUUGUUAAAUUAGAAUAAUUUGACGUAAUGACAGUACAAAUGCCCUGUGCUGGACUUCUUGUUUUAUCUAGACUGGUACGUAUUCACACACACCCUCUUGAACUUUACAGACACAUGUCUGUAAAAUGUAAUUCCAAUAGAGUGGAAAUGAAAAGGUUUUCAACAGGUUGUGUGAAAUGUAGCAAUGAUGACAGAGAGGGCUCCAAAACACAACUACUGACCACCAAGCAGGUAGCUAGGCAAUCGCUGCUGUCCAGGAGAUCUUUAUCUCCCCUCGAGAGGAUAAGUUCCCUGCUUCCACAGGAUGCAUUGGGCCCUGAGGUGAUGCAACUGAGAGAUCAGAACCAUCCACAUGAAGAGGAAACAUAUAUGGAGGAGCACAGCUCAUCUGAUCCCAGUUCAGAUGCAAAAGAUGGACCAUCUUUGAAAGAAAAGAAUUCAGACGAUUGCAAUGAUGUGGCUGCACAGCAGAUGGAAACUACCCUCCAACGAAAGCCCAUUCUUGCAUACGGGGAGCUGCUAGUGGCUGAGUAUCAUAAAAAAGGCUGUGUGGAAUUCAAGAAGAUGUUCCAGCUUCAGCUUGGAACACGUCUUUUGAGCAGCUGGGGGAUUAUCCUGCAUGACGAUAUAGCUGGGCAGCCUGCAGCUCACGUCCAGAGAACAAGCAAGGGGAUCCCCAUCUUCGUACGACGUGCAAGUUUGGAAGAUUACGUGCUGUAUAUGAAGAGAGGCCCUGCUAUCUCCUAUCCAAAGGAUGCCAGCGCUAUGCUGAUGAUGAUGGACGUCACGGAGGGAGAUUAUGUGCUGGAGUCAGGCUCUGGGUCUGGGGCCAUGUCUCUGUUUUUAUCUCGGGCAGUGGGCUCCAGGGGCAGCGUGCUGAGUAUAGACAUCAGAGAGGAUCACCUCAAAAGAGCUAUGCUCAACUACCAACGCUGGAGAGCCGCAUGGAGAGCGCGGCAAGGGGAGGAGUGGCCUGACAAUGUCCAUUUCCAUAAGGCUGACCUUUGUGCGGCUUCACCUCUUCUUGCCCGUCGGGCAUUCGAUGCGGUCGCUCUUGAUCUGAUAAGCCCACAGCUUGUUUUGCCCACUGUGAUUCCACAUCUGCACCCUGGGGCCGUAUGUGCUGUCUACCUCGCCAAUAUAACUCAAGUGAUCGACCUUCUGGAAGGGAUUCGAUGCACAGCGCUUCCUUUGUUGUGCGAACGCAUCUUCGAUAUUCCCACUCGGGACUGGCUUGUUGGUCCUGCCCGUCUUAAAGAUGGGCGCUAUUGCUCGAAGAAAGCACCGAGCCUCAAUGGAGCCCCCGUAGAGGAGGGGAACGCUUCAGUUGAGGUGGAACAAGAUGAAGAUCCAGCCUUUGGGAGUAUCCCAUAUAUUGCCAGGCCUCACCCACAACAGUUGAGCCACACAGCAUUCCUGGUGAAACUGCGGAAGUUUGUGACAUAGCUCCUUAGCGAGUUGGACAAGAAACCAUUGUCGAUGAUAUUUGUUCCUGUGUUUGUAUGGAAAAUUAUUUGUAAAAUAAAGACCAAGAUUUAAGUGACUA
Syngnathus acus (greater pipefish) is the source of this 1753-nucleotide messenger RNA. RefSeq names its product tRNA methyltransferase 61B (gene trmt61b). Gene Ontology annotation, cellular component: tRNA (m1A) methyltransferase complex. The transcript has 7 exons. The record is from RefSeq and is a predicted model, not a curated record. The coding region runs from base 235 to 1653 and encodes 472 amino acids. Gene Ontology annotation, biological process: tRNA methylation. NCBI's taxonomy places the organism in Eukaryota, Metazoa, Chordata, Actinopteri, Syngnathiformes, Syngnathidae.